This is a messenger RNA of Candidozyma haemuli, 1740 nucleotides long. RefSeq lists its product as uncharacterized. Lineage: Eukaryota; Fungi; Ascomycota; Pichiomycetes; Serinales; Metschnikowiaceae. The transcript has a single exon. The coding region runs from base 1 to 1740 and encodes 579 amino acids. The record is from RefSeq and is a predicted model, not a curated record.
AUGGACUCUCGUCUAUCCUGGCUAGACCUGACGCUCCAGGGGACCCGAGAAUCUUCCAAUGAGAACCUCGCCCCGCCUCCCGUGUCGUUUGGCUUCACUUCCAAUACAGACUUGCAGAAACCCACGCCAGAUAACAGAGCCUACAUUUUCGCCAAUGCCCUGGCAGACAAUCUUGGACGCAAUGACCAUAGCCAGCUGGAGGACUCCAUAUCGUUAUCGCUUACCGCCCAGGAGCUUACGCUCGAGGAGUCCAAGACGUAUAUGAGGUGGUACUCGGAUAUAUUGGCACGUACCAACCUGAGAACAAUCUCCAUGAACGACGUGUAUCAAUUCUUGAGCAACUUCAAGCUUUCUCCCGAGUCCCAGGAGAAAAUAAACCGCAUCUUUUCCAAAAUCCUACAUUCCAUCAACAUUGGCGAGUUCUUCGCUUUGCUAAGAGUCGUUUCCCAUACCUUAGCGGGCGAGGAACCCAGCCGAAAACUCAUCAAGAUCCAAACCAAUGUGCCCACGCCGCCUUCCAUUUUGCUGAAAAAGCGCCAGAACGACGAUCAAGAAGAAGAGCAUAAGAUUGCCGAACCUGUGCCCGAGCUGCCUUCUAAACCAUUAGACUUGGACCUGUUCACCCAGUUCAUGCUCACCGGUGAGCGUCCCGAUGAUAGAAUUCCCAAGAAAAGACUGAAGAAACUCAAAUCGGUCAAAUUCUCCGAUCAGAUCGUCACCGACGUGCACGAUCCAGCAUCCGACAGGCUGCAAAAUGCUCAGCCACCAGGCCUGGGUGGUGAUCUCGACUACCUGCUUCCUAUGGACCAGCUCAUGAAUAGACUCAAUGCCUCCAAGGCGGGCCCUUCUGGCAACCAAAGCAGUCUACAGGUACCUCGCUCGGCGCCGGGACCCAUCCAUUCGCCAGAUCCCGAGGAAAAGCAAAUCCUCAGAGACAUGGAGCCACAGAUGAACCAUUUUCAGAACUUAAACUCGGUGGAUACUAUGCUGGUCGACGGUGUUCCUGCAAACAUUCAUUUGGGUAGACAAGGAUACACCCCGCUGCCUAGAGAUGGCUCUCUGCUGCCUCAGCCACAACUACUCAAGCCCAAUAUGACGGGGCCUGCUCAAAUGGCGCAGAUGAUUAAACCUCCACAGGAAGAACCACAGCCUUCUCCACUUCGAUCAAAUGUCACCGGUCCUUCAGACAUGGCUCGUUUCCUACCGCCAGAAGAGAAUGGCGGACAAGCUCCCAGAAUCUCUUUACAGUCGUUUACAUCGCAAAUGACUGGUGAUACCCUUGAUAACACAGCUAGAAACGCACGCAUUUCUGACGACAAACUGCCUCCACCCCCACCUCCAGUGCCAUCAAGAAGAUCUCGUUCUGUGUCCCUGCCCAAUUAUAUCCAGAAUGAUCAGCUUCACGUCAAUCAGCACGAAUCGACAAACGGUAAUUCUCAAGAACCCUUUCAAAGAUACAGAUCAGCAUCUCUUUCGCCAGCGCUUAACGGUCCGCCCGUUCCUCCGAGGUCACCACUCGGUAAUUCUCGUCCAGGGCCCCCUCCACCACCACCCUCAAGAAGACGUGGUAACUCCAAUGCUGCUCCUCAAUCGGACGAGAAGCCACCUUUGCCUCCAAAAGUGCCUGAACAGAUGUAUCAGAACCCCGAUGGAAGUUCCAGUACAGCUAAUAUACUAGACGAUUUGAAAGCCCUCCAAGAGGAAGUCGAUAAAAUUAGAGACAUGACUGGUGGAUUUUAA